Vicia villosa (hairy vetch) is the source of this 1032-nucleotide messenger RNA. RefSeq lists its product as uncharacterized. The record is from RefSeq and is a predicted model, not a curated record. The coding region runs from base 1 to 1032 and encodes 343 amino acids. Lineage: Eukaryota; Viridiplantae; Streptophyta; Magnoliopsida; Fabales; Fabaceae. Gene Ontology annotation, molecular function: nucleic acid binding. Gene Ontology annotation, biological process: DNA integration. The transcript has 4 exons.
AUGGCUACAACAUUAGAAGGAUACUCACCAGAAACUGAGUCUGACUCAGAACAGGUUGUUAGACAAAAGGAAGACAUAGUUCUCUUUAUUGGAAGACACAAUUCUCGUUAUAAGAUUAGGCUUUUUGAUCUUAAAAAUCAGAAUUUAGUUAAAGGCUUACCUAAGCUGAAGUUUACUUCAUAUGCUCUUUAUGAAACAUGUCGGAAAGGCAAGUUUUCUCAAACGUCUUUCAAAUCUAAAAAUGUUAUUUCUACCUCCAAACUUUUGGAGCUUCUACACAUUAACUUGUUUGGUCUAGUGAAAAUUGCAUAUGCCAAUGGUAAGAAGUAUGGACUUAUUAUAGUUGAUGACUAUAGUCGUUGGACAUGGGUGAUAAUCCUAAAGCGCAAGUAUGAGUCACAUUCUAUAUUUACCAGUUUCUGUUUUAAAGUGCAAAAUGAGUUUGAUUCUAAGAUUGUUAGAGUCAAAAUUGAUCAUGGUGGUGAGUUUGAAAAUAAACAGUUUGAAGAGAUAUUUGAUUCUAAUGGCAUAUCUCAUGAUUUCUCCUGUCCUAGAACUCCACAGCAAAAUGGAAUUGUAGAAUGGAAGAAUAGGACAUUGCAAGAAAUAUUUACAGAUCUAGAAAUUACACUUGCAGGAUCUAGAGAAAAGUCCAAGAAUUAUGAAGACAAGGUUUUUGAUAAAGAUGAUACAACAGAACCCACUGAAGUUCCAUCAUUUCUGAAAAGGAAAAGGCAGAGACAAACAGUAUCUGAAGUUCUGACUCCGGGAAAUAAAGUAGAACCUGUCAGAACAAGAUCCACUUUCAAACAAUCUGAAGAAACUCUUCUGGGAUUGGUUUCUCUGAUAGAACCAACUUCUUUUGAAGAAGCGCUUCAAGAUAAUGAAUGGAUUCUGGAAAUGCAAGAAGAGCUACAUAAGUUCUCCAGAAAUGCUGUUUGGGAUCUGGUACUGAAGUCCAAAGGAACUCAUGUUAUUAGAACAAAAUGGGUAUUUAGAAACAAAUUGGAUAAGAAAGGUGAGAAUAUAUGA